CCCUGAUCUUUGGAAUUCCAAUGGGCAGUAAUGCUUGUACUAUCAUCGCUGUCAUCUGGGCUAUGAAGUUUCUGUCUGGCACAGUUCCUGUCCCUUCUCCUCACAAUAUUUUAUCAACUGUGGCUGCAUUUGCCAAUUCAAUGAGAGAAGGAAACAUUCUUUACAACAAUUUGAAUCUACCAGUAAACCAGCCAAACUUAAAUGUCCAGGAGGCCCUAGCAACAAGAUAUGAUAAGUUUGGACUGACAAUGAUAGAAGAUAGUGCAGUUUUCUCUCCAGCCUGUCUCAAAGACAAACUGAUACUCAUGACAAUCUCAUCUGGCAAUAAAUGUGCUAUUAUUAUUGCACCACCAGAUAAGUCAAUGCUGUUAUGUUUUAGCAGCAGGGAACAGAAAGUUUCAUUGUUUGAAAGCCAUUCUCAUGGUAACCAAGGAGGAUUGUUGGCCAUAGCAAGCUAUGAACAAAUAGACAGCUUUGUUCUCUUCCUUGAAUAUAUGUGUUUGUGUGACUGGGUAAGCAGCAUAUCAGGGGCCAAUAUUAGUGUAGUACAGUAAAAACCUGUAUAAGAACCUACUUUUUUACGGUUAGCCUCAACAUUUACAAUUUCUUAUAUGCAUACAUUUACUGCAAGGUUCUAAUAAAAUGGUCCUUAAAAUGGCUAAUCUUAGCCUAGCAUGUUCUUAAUUUUUAGGUUCUUAUAUGCCGGUUUUUAGUGUAGCUGUGAAUAGCUAAUUUUGU
Actinia tenebrosa (Australian red waratah sea anemone) is the source of this 738-nucleotide messenger RNA. RefSeq lists its product as uncharacterized. The record is from RefSeq and is a predicted model, not a curated record. NCBI's taxonomy places the organism in Eukaryota, Metazoa, Cnidaria, Anthozoa, Actiniaria, Actiniidae.